CGAACUAUGGAUGAAACCAUGGUUUGGCUGUUUUUCUGUUCUUAAGUGUGGGGGUGUGAUUAACAUUUUCCUUGGCUGUUUUGGUUCCACUUUGGGCUGUUCUUUUGCAAGAUCAUGUCGAAGCCCAACCUCCGGCAUCAGUAUGUUCAAGAUUUGAGAAGGGGGGCCCACCGGGAUCGUUUUCAGAACUUCCUGGCCUGCAAGUUUGGGCAGCACCAUUACUGGUCGAAGCGCGAGUUGGAGAAGCUCAACUGCUACGAGCACCUCUCCCCCGUUGUCACCAACAAAUACUGGCGCCGCCUACUCAGCAUCCGCGCGACGGUUUACUAUGAGCUCGUGCUUGAGUUCUACACCACCUUCAAGCACGCAGCCACGGCCGAUUGGAAGGACGAAGCUGCAGUCCAGUUCCGACUCGGCGAUGAACCACGCUCUAUGAGUUACGACGAGCUGGCGGACGCCCUGGGCCUCAACUUGGUAAAUGACAGGGACUUCAUCACAGAGGUCGCCGAGCCCAACAGGGUGGACUUCGGGAGGCUGUACUACAGCCUCGCUCGGCCACGACAGCUCCCCUUCAAGGCGGGGAAGACGAAGGCCACCACAUUGCAGCUCGAAAAUCGUCUCCUCCAUCACCUGCUGGCCAAGUCUUACACCCCAGCAUCAAACAGUGCCAGCGCCAUCACCAAGCAAUCCCUGUACUUCAUUCAGUCCAUGCGCCAGAGGGAUCAUCCCCUGCACUUAGGCUCGGUGGUGGCGAGGACCUUCGAGAAGAGUGCUUCUGAGCUGAAGAGACUCCACUGCACUCCUCUCAUCACCUGCCUGGCAGAGUAUUUCCAGAUAUCCCUGCAGGGGUGCAUGGAGCAAGGAGCGACCACUCCCUUUGGCCGGGCUACGCUCACCAAGAUGCUCCUGCUUCGAGAAGAUCGAGGAGUCAUGUGGAUCGAGGGGUUUCCUCAACCCCAGAUUCCAGAGGCGGUCCAGUAGGAGGCUCCCGAGGGUGCAGCUGAUGAGGAGGUCCAGCCCGAGGACGUGGAUGACACUGCUGCUGCCCACCCCACCACCUUCGAGUACGGGGGUGGCAUUUCCAGUUUCCCGGGUCAGGAUUAUGACUCGACUCUACUGUCACUCCAGGAAUUGGCCAAGUGAAACCACUUCCUAAAGCGUAGUAUAGCGGGUUUGGGUUUAAUUAUCAACCCGGGUCCUAGAUCUGAUGACUACUCAGUGAAUUCUUGUUAUCUAGCAAUGAAACUGGCAUGCAAGU
This is a messenger RNA of Linum trigynum, 1258 nucleotides long. The record is from the annotation of a GenBank genome assembly. NCBI's taxonomy places the organism in Eukaryota, Viridiplantae, Streptophyta, Magnoliopsida, Malpighiales, Linaceae.